Molecule: messenger RNA, 993 nt
Organism: Procambarus clarkii (red swamp crayfish)
Lineage: Eukaryota; Metazoa; Arthropoda; Malacostraca; Decapoda; Cambaridae
Source: RefSeq, a predicted model, not a curated record
AUGGCACCGGUGUCUCGGAAGGUCACCACCUCCUUCCAGGAAGAACUGUCACAGUUUAAAAGUUUCUCCUUCGACAAGAAUGGACGCCAAUUAAAAAACCAGGAUCGUAACACACAGCCUCCAUCAUCCUUCAACACAGCCUCAACCAUCAUUCAACAAAGCUUCAACCAUCCACCAACAAUGCCUCCACUAUCUUUCAAUACUGCCUUCAACAUCCUCCAACAAAUCCUCCACUCUUUUCUAAAACAGACUCAAACAUCCUCCAACACACAGCGACCUACAUCCUCCAACACAGCCUCCAAUAUCCUCCAACAAAGCUUAAACUACAAUCCACAACAAUCUCCACCAUCCUCAAACACAGACUCCACCAUCCUCCAACACAGCCUCCAUCAUUCUCCAACACAGCCUCCAUCAUCCUCCAAUACAGCUUCCAUCAUCUUCCAAAUACAGUAUCAGUCAUUCUCCAACACACCCACCACCAUCCUCCAACGCAGUAUCUACCAUCCUCCAACACAGCCGACCCCUCCUCCACUACAACCUUCACCAUCCUCCAACACAAACUCCCCAACCAGUCCCAGAACCUCCACCAUCCUCCAAUAUAUCCUACAUCAUCCUCCAACAAUACUUCCAUCAUCCUCCAACACAUCCUCCAAAAUCCACCACCACAAUCUUAACAAUCUUCCAAAAUAUCCUCCACCAUUCUCCAACACACAGUCUCCAUUAUCCUCCAACAUCUUUCAACAAAGCCUUCACCAUCCUCCAACUAAACCUCCACCAUCCUCCAACAAAGUCUCCACCAUCUUUCAUUACUCCACCAUCCUACUUUCCACAACCUCCACGAUCCCCAAACACAGCCUUAACCAUACGCCAACACAGCCUCCACCAUUCUCCAACACAACUUCCUCCAUCCUCCAAGACAUCCUCCAACACAGACUCUAUCAUUCUCCAACGCUGCCCCCACAAUCUUUCAACAUUGAGUCUGUAACACGAUAA